Molecule: messenger RNA, 1338 nt
Organism: Heterostelium album PN500
Lineage: Eukaryota; Evosea; Eumycetozoa; Acytosteliales; Acytosteliaceae
Exons: 1
Coding region: 1-1338 (445 amino acids)
Source: RefSeq, a predicted model, not a curated record
AUGACAAUAUUUGAAAAUAGAAUCUAUAGAAUAAUAAUAGAAUAUCUUUGGUUUGAUAGUAAGAAUAAGAGUUAUGCAAGAUCAUUGUGUUUGGUCAAUUGGUACUUCCACCGUGUCAUAUGUUCUCUAAAUAUUAGUUUUAAUGGUAGUCAUGAGAAAUUAAACCAGUUGUUCACUCAUCAUUUUCAGAGACAAUCAUCAGAUUUGUUGUUAUCACAGGCAUUAAACAAAUGUGCAUUGUUUAGUUCUUUGACAGAGUUAAGAAUUGGUAACCUUAGCAGCAGAAAUCCUUUGCCACUUGAUGACCUGAAAUUGAUUCUACCGCACAUUCGAUCUUUUUCCUGUAUUGGUGGACCAAAUGAUUACGAACUGAUGGUUAGCAAUGGAAUGCACUCUCUCGAGUGUUUGGAAAUAAAUACCGAUACAUCCUAUUUCAAUGAUUUUGAGUUGUUGUCACCCAACUUGAAACAACUAAAGAUGGUGUUACACCGACUAAAUUUCGAUUAUUAUGACUUUAGUUCAUUCGUUCCACUCACCAAAUAUCUGGUGUCAGAAGCAUUUCAAAAGUUGACAUCUCUCGACAUCGUAGAUACCAAUAUAAAUGGCAGCUAUUGUUAUUUCAUAAUGGAUAGUAAAUAUUCAUCGGUGUUGUUUGACGGUCUCCUCAAUUUUCAAUCACUUCAACACUUGGGUUUCACUUUCGUUCGUGAUAUAAAGAUCGUGACCGAGUUCAAAGAGAAACUUCUCGAAUACUUGGAGAAACAAAAGACAUUGAGAAGCUUCGACUUGCCACACAUGUUCUACUCAAUAGAUUCCGAUUGUCUCUGGUAUCUAGUGCGGAACUCAUCGAUUGAACAACUCUCUAUUAACAUUUGUGAAAUGGCUUCUUUCCAUUUCCCAACCAUUCAAAGAGACAACCUCAAGAAAUUGACCGUCAUAGUAGAUAAAUAUUCGACUUCCCUAGGUAAUCUAUCAACAAUAAAACACAUUAAAGUCAUUCAAAGACGUUCGGAACGGUCUUCAGAUUCAUUCGAACGAAUCAAAUCUCUUUUCAAAGCACAAAAAAAUUUGCAAGAUUUACAUGGAUUUAAAGCAAACCGAGUAUUAAAGUAUGUGAUUCCCUUUGACGAAAGUAAAGAAAUCGACAAUGAUUUUCUUCAAGCUCUCAAGAAUAACACAACUCUCAAAAGAUUUUACCUCAGAUGGGAGCUUUGGAAGGAUUUCAACAGUAAAAAGAAACCAAUAGAAGAUAUCAUUCAGAAUCAUCCAACCAUAAGAAACAAAGAAUGUUGGUUGUCAAAAUAUAAAUGGAAAGAAUAUCAAUCCAUUGAAUAUUAA